Phoenix dactylifera (date palm) is the source of this 2166-nucleotide messenger RNA. RefSeq names its product pre-mRNA-splicing factor of RES complex protein. Gene Ontology annotation, biological process: mRNA splicing, via spliceosome. Lineage: Eukaryota; Viridiplantae; Streptophyta; Magnoliopsida; Arecales; Arecaceae. The record is from RefSeq and is a predicted model, not a curated record. Gene Ontology annotation, molecular function: RNA binding. Gene Ontology annotation, cellular component: U2-type spliceosomal complex; RES complex.
UUGCCGCACGCCUGUUUGAGUGUUUUCUAUCGUUCCUUCGUUCCCUUCCCCUUGCCAAGAGUCCGAUCAAAAGCUUCAAAACCCUAGGGCUAGGGUUUUCCUCUCCUUCGUUCCACGCCAAGAAGCAUCCCCCGAUCUCGAUUCGUCCUCCAGCUCGCGAGCUCCAAUGGCGGCCGUGUCGGCCUCGGCCUCUACCGCUCGCUCCCUUAAGGAAUACCUCAAACGGUACGAAUCCGGCGCCGACGACCAGAAGAAGAAAAAGAAGAAGAAGAAGAAGGAGAAGCCCAAGUCCGACGCCAUGGGUGGAGUUCGCGUCGUGGACGAAGACCCCGUCUGGCAAAAGCCCGUCCAGAUCGAAGAAGAAGAGGAAUCCGAUUCCGCUGGCGAAGAAAAACCCCUAAUUGAUGAGGAUAUAGAGGUCAAACGCAUGAAGAGGCUUGAAGCAAUUCGAUCCCGGAGACCCUACCAUGCGAUUUCGGAAGAUGGGAGCGGUUGGAUCUCGAUUUUGGAUUCGUCGAAGCCCUCGAAUGCUGCCGAGGCCGGCCGAGAUCUUUCCCCGCCGCGACAGCGUCAUGCCCGGUUCGACACGCCCUCUCCUGAGCCCAAACAGCAGCCUUUGGAUGCCGACAAUGCUGACCUUUCGCCUCCACGGCAGCGGCGGAAGCGGUUUGAUUCGCCAGAGCCUGAAAGAAAGAUGUCUGGUAUUGGGGAAGCUGACAUGUCGCCGCUUCGGAGGCAGUCUACCGAAGAUCUGUCCCCUCCACGGCGGGCUCGGCGGCGCUCGCUGGAGGGUGAGGCGUCUCGAGGCUCCCCAAUGGCCGACCUUUCUCCACCGCGGAGAACCAGGAAGAGCUCGCCGGAGGACCUCUCCCCUCCCCACCGGGAUCGUCGCCGCUUGCAGGAACGGGCUGACCUUUCUCCUCCAAGGAGAAGGCGGAAGGGUUCACCGGGUGACAUCUCUGCACCACGUAGGGCUCUUUCACCCGAUGCUCAAGGGCCACGCCAGUCUUCUGCCAGAGACCUUUCUCCUCCGAGAAGAAGUCGUAAGGAUUCGUCAGUUGACCUCUCUCUGCCACGCCGGGUUCGUCAGCGCUCGCCUGAUGCUGUAAGGCGUCCGGGGUCUCCUGCUGCUGACCUUUCUCCACCAAGAAAAAGUAGAAAGGAGGCGUCUUUGGGCAACGAAGCACGCCGGACUGGAUUGCUUUCAACUCAGGAGAUCAAAGAUGAGAUCAACCAGAAAAAAAAGGAGGAACUAUCGAGGUUUGCUUCCAUGGAUCCUUCUAUGAGCGGGAGAGGUGCAGCACCUGUGUUUCGUGAUGAGAAAGGAAAACGCAUUUCAAAGGAGGAGUUGUUGAAAUCGAAGGAAGAAGAGAAACCAAAGGAAAAAAAAUUGGAGUGGGGCAAAGGCUUAGCACAGAAACGAGAAGCUGAAGCUAGGGCACAAGAGCUACAACUUGAGAAGGACAAACCUUUUGCACGUACUAGGGAUGACCCAGAGCUUGAUAAGAUGUUAAAGGAGAGGAUCAGAUGGGGCGAUCCAAUGGCACACUUGGUCAAGAACCCUGAGCGUGUUUUGGAAGAUCUUGGUGAUAAUGAGAAAAUGAAAGAAUCUGGUUUUAUAAUUCCUCAGACUAUUCCCAGUCACAGCUGGAUAAAACGGGGAUUAGAUUGUCCUCCAAAUCGAUAUGGUAUCAGACCAGGUCGUCAUUGGGAUGGAGUUGAUCGUAGCAAUGGUUAUGAGAAGGAAUUGUUUAAGAGACAGAAUGAAAAGCGAGCUACUGAGAGGGAAGCCUAUCUUUGGUCUGUUUCUGAAAUGUAAGUACUCAAACGCAAGAAUAGCCAGACCAGAUAAGAGUCCUUUCUCAAAUACCUCUGUAGUGAAGACUUCGAUCAGCAGCAGAGCCAUUGUCAUCAGCAGAGCUCCCAUGACAGCAAUGUGGUGAUCGCUUCGAUGAUUUUUCUUGACCUUGCAUGAGUGGCGCUGUAUUUUUGUUAGCAUCACGAAACAUGUUCCUCGUACAAGGCAAUAUCUUAUGUGGAGCCAAGAAAUAUCAACUGUAAAACUGGGUCAUCUUUAUUCCUGCUCCAUUGCUGCCAAAUGUAAGACUGGGUCAUCUUUAUCAGUUGUACGCUAUUUAAUAUCUUUAUUCCAACCAUUCAGCUGAA